UUCUUGCCCUCGCAUUUUCAUCUUUAUUCCCCUCUCCACCUUCUGCUUCGGCCUCCAUCGCCAUUUGCUUGAUUCCCUCAACGCCAACAGAUCCUUCUCAAGUCUCUCUCCUGCGAUAAUCCGAUUAGAUCUCCGCCGGACUCAUCAGUGGCUUUCACUCCUCAAUGACGCUGGGCUCAGGAGGAUCGGGCGUCGUCGUCCCUCGAAAUUUCAGAUUGCUAGAGGAGCUUGAACGUGGGGAGAAGGGCAUUGGAGAUGGCACUGUCAGCUACGGAAUGGAUGAUGGAGAUGACAUUUACAUGCGUUCUUGGACAGGCACUAUUAUCGGUCCUCACAAUUCUGUCCAUGAAGGCCGCAUAUACCAGUUGAAGUUGUUCUGUGACAAAGAUUACCCUGAGAAGCCUCCCAGUGUUCGUUUCCAUUCGCGCAUCAACAUGACUUGUGUUAAUCACGAAACUGGAGUGGUGGAGCCAAAGAAAUUUGGGCUUCUCGCUAAUUGGCAGAGGGAGUACACAAUGGAGGAUAUACUGACCCAGCUGAAGAAGGAGAUGGCGGCCCCACACAACCGAAAACUGGUCCAGCCCCCGGAAGGCACCUACUUCUAGCUUCCGACAGCCUCGUAGUAUAGAAGAUAUGAGGGUCCAUUUGCAGCACGCAAAUAUAUGGAAUAUAUAGCUUGACAUUCUGCGCCUGUUCCUAUUACGUUGUGGAGGACAUGAAACGGGGUUGCCCUUAAAAGGAUUUCUCCUAUUUCUUUGCUUCCAUUGCUGUUUGUUCUCUUUCACCUUCUCUUGGGAAACUGUGUGUACGGGAAAUGACAGUUUGAUAACGGGAUUUCGUCUGUGUGCUAUUGAUGAUUGGUUGAGCCUA
Punica granatum (pomegranate) is the source of this 870-nucleotide messenger RNA. The record is from RefSeq and is a predicted model, not a curated record. Lineage: Eukaryota; Viridiplantae; Streptophyta; Magnoliopsida; Myrtales; Lythraceae.